UCUCUUCUUCCUUCGGGAUCUUUCCUCUUAUUUGUACCUUCUGAAUUUGAUCACUCUCGCCUGAGGGACUCUUCUGCGAACAUGACCGCCGAAACCAUCGUCUCUCACGAAAAUGGCGUAGCUCCCAACGGUGGUAUCUCCUCAAACCCUAACAGUACUGCUUCGUCGAAGAAGGCUCGCGAGAGUGAGCGGCGUCGUCGGCGGCGGAAGCAGAAAAAGAACAACAAAGUACCCCCGUCUGAUGCGGAUGAAGGCGACGUUUUUGGUGGUACUGAGUCGAAGGAGAACGCAGAUCCGCAACAGCAGGCUACGGAGCAGGUUGUGAUAGAGUAUGUUCCGGAACAGGCAGAACUAGAUGAUGGUUUCCACGAAGAGUUUAGGCAGAUCUUUGAGAAGUUCAACUUUCGGGAACCCGUUGCUUCUGAGGAGGACAAGAAGGAUGAGUCUGAGGAAAAGGCGGAUGCGAAAAAGAAUGCAGACUCUGAUUCAGAGGAGGAAGAGAAUGACAACCAGCUGAAAGAGAAAGGUCUCUCUAACAAGAAGAAAAAGCUCCAACGGAGAAUGAAGAUUGCUGAGCUGAAGCAGGUUUCCGCUAGGCCUGAUGUGGUUGAGGUCUGGGAUGCAACUGCAGCAGACCCAAAGUUGUUGGUGUACUUGAAAUCUUAUCGGAACACAGUACCUGUUCCAAGGCAUUGGUGCCAAAAGAGAAAAUAUCUGCAGGGAAAACGAGGCAUAGAGAAGCAGCCAUUCCAGCUUCCUGAUUUUAUUGCUGCAACCGGGAUCGAAAAAAUUAGACAAGCUUACAUUGAGAAAGAAGAUGGUAAGAAGUUGAAGCAAAAGCAACGGGAGCGUAUGCAGCCUAAAAUGGGAAAGAUGGACAUUGACUAUCAGGUUCUUCAUGAUGCAUUCUUCAAAUACCAGACAAAGCCUAAGCUGACAGCUCUUGGUGAUCUAUAUUUCGAAGGAAAAGAAUUUGAGGUUAAACUGAGGGAAAUGAAACCAGGAACCUUGUCGCGUGAACUAAAAGAAGCUCUUGGUAUGCCAGAUGGUGCUCCUCCGCCAUGGUUGAUUAAUAUGCAGAGAUACGGUCCUCCACCUUCUUACCCACAUCUAAAAAUUCCUGGUCUAAAUGCCCCUAUUCCACCUGGAGCUAGCUUUGGUUAUCAUCCCGGGGGUUGGGGAAAACCUCCCGUUGAUGAAUAUGGACGUCCACUGUAUGGAGAUGUCUUUGGUGUCCAGCAGCCUGAACAGCCUUACUACGAGGAGGAGCCAGUUGAUAAAAGCAAGCACUGGGGUGAUUUGGAGGAAGAGGAAGAAGAAGAGGAGGAGGAGGAGGAGGAGGAACAAGAAGAGGAGAUGGAGGAAGAGGAACUGGAGGACGGUAUUCAGUCUGUGGAUACGCUGUCAAGCACUCCUACCGGUAUUGAGACACCCGAUGCAAUAGAACUUCGUAAACAGCAGAGAAAGGAGCCUGAGAGGCCUUUAUAUCAAGUCCUUGAAGAAAAGGGAGAGAGUAUUGCUCCUGGUACUUUGCUUGGAACAACUCAUACAUAUGUUAUUAACACCGGUACUCAAGACAAGACGGGAGCCAAAAGGGUUGACUUGCUCAGAGGUCAGAAGGCAGACAGAGUGGAUGUCAGUUUACAGCCAGAAGAGCUGGAAGUCAUGGACAAUGUUUUACCUACCAAGUAUGAGGAGGCGAGGGAAGAGGAGAAACUGCGUACUCAACGGGAGGAUUUCAGUGACAUGGUCGCCGAGAACGAGAAGAAGAGGAAGCGAAAAAUGCAUGAGAAGGAAGGGAAGAAGAAGAAAGAUUUCAAGUUCUGAGGUCUCUCUCUGGUCCUUUUUUUUUUAGGAGAAAACGAAUCGGAGGAGUUUUUAGCACAAAUGCUUUGAGAACCAAAAAUGGAUUCUCUAUAUUUGUACUUUGAAUUUGAAGUAAAGAUCCCUAAUCCCUAGUCGAAAGCCAACGCAGAUUCAUGGCGUGGUUUGUUUGGGAAACCGAGCAGUGAUAAAUUCAGGGCACGGUUGCUGA
Messenger RNA from Tarenaya hassleriana, 2035 nucleotides. Its product is annotated as splicing factor 3B subunit 2-like. Gene Ontology annotation, cellular component: catalytic step 2 spliceosome; U12-type spliceosomal complex; U2 snRNP. Gene Ontology annotation, biological process: mRNA splicing, via spliceosome. The record is from RefSeq and is a predicted model, not a curated record. The transcript has 17 exons. The coding region runs from base 82 to 1827 and encodes 581 amino acids. Lineage: Eukaryota; Viridiplantae; Streptophyta; Magnoliopsida; Brassicales; Cleomaceae.